AGAGGCUUCGCCGCGCGAGCACACGGUGUCCGGACGAGUCGGCGCUUCGGUGGUGGUCAGCUCCCGCCUCUCUCAGCCCAGCGGCCGGUCACACGGCGGCAUCACCGUCAAGAUCGACGUGCCAGUGGUAAUGUGCGUGCGCGCCCUAGCCGGCGACGAGGCGGCCGCCGGCUCCUCGGGCCGGCCGGACGAGACGGCGCCGUCGCCGCCGGACAGCGGCCGGAAGCAGCGCCUGAGCCGCGCCAAGGAGAAGUACAUGCGGCUGCACGAGCAGAUGCAGGAGCGCGAGCAGCGCGAGACCCGCCGCCGGGAGCUGCGCGAGGAGCGCGCCGCCGGCUGGACGGCGCGCGCCGCCAGGAUCUGCAGGACCGGCCUCGCCGCGCUGGCCCAGCGCGCCGCCAAGUGGCAGGAGUCCAAGGUCUACAAAGUUCUGUUCUGCACGACGCAGCCGGCGCACGUGAUCACGAUCGCGGCGGCGCUGUGCGUCACCUCGGCCCUGCUGCCCAACUCGGCGUCGAGCGCGGCGUCGCCGGCCGGCCAGCGCUCGGGCCUCGCCUCCUUCGUCUACCUGGCCUCCUUCGUCAUGCACAUCGGCUCGCAGGUCUGGAUGACCUUCGUUUCCGGUUUAUCCUUGUAUUUCGCCCUGCCGCGCCACACGUUCGGCGAGGUGCAGCGAGUGCUGUUUCCGCGCUACUUCACCCUCAACGCCUGCCUCAGCCUCACCACCUUGCUCAUCUACGUGAAGCACCACCCGACGGCCAGCUGGGACGCCGAGAUCGCCACGCAGGUGGCGGGCAUGGGCGGCGCCUUCUUCCUCGAGCUGCUGAUCCGCCUGUACCUGACGCCGCCGCUGCUGCGGCUCAUCGACCAGAAGACGAGCAUCGAGCGCGCGGCCGGCGUGGGCGCCGAGGUCGGCACGCACGAGCCCGGCCCGCUCAAGCACUGCCCGCACUACCUGAGCAUCCACCAGACCUUCCGGCGCAUCCACGUGGCCAUCGCCAUGGGCAACAUGCUCACGAUGGCCUGCACGGUGCUCCACCUGCACCACGUCGCCGGCGAGCCUGAGAAGUGGGGUAUGCUGAGGGUCUUCAUAAAUGAUAGUGGAGUGCUCAAGGUGACGCAAAUCGAACAUGCGUACCGAACCAUCGGCACCCACAGACGCGAACAUAUCUCGACCACCGCCCGCUCGGCUGAAUGCUAUGUCGUAAACUUCUUUGUCGUGCGCGAUAAGCUGCAAAUGUUAUCAUUUUAA
Messenger RNA from Phymastichus coffea, 1252 nucleotides. RefSeq lists its product as uncharacterized. Bases 131 to 1252 code for a protein of 373 amino acids. NCBI's taxonomy places the organism in Eukaryota, Metazoa, Arthropoda, Insecta, Hymenoptera, Eulophidae. The record is from RefSeq and is a predicted model, not a curated record. The transcript is spliced from 4 exons.